AUGACCAAAAUUGUAAAUGACAAAACUGACGCGAAUGUAUUGAAAGAGAGGAAGCAAAAACAUGGCGCUGUAAAAGAUGGAGGGAGUUACUGUAAGGAUGAGGGGAAAGUGAAGGUGCCCACCAAGGGCCACGACUUUUACAAUAUUAUUUUUUUACUGUUGCUAUAUACUAUACAAGGCGUCCCAAUCGGGGUCUCAUCCGUGGUCCCGCUAAUAAUUCAAGACAAAGUGAGCUACUCCCAGUUGAGCAUUUUGUCUCUAGUCAGCAUACCCUUCAGCUUAAAACUGCUGUGGGCCCCGCUUGUCGAUUCGGUGUACCAUAAGAAAAUCGGCAGGAGGAAGAGUUGGAUCAUCCCGCUUCAGCUAAUUUGCAGCUUCUCCAUGAUUUGCUGCGGGAACCACGUGAGCGUGUGGCUGGGGGAAAGGGGCCACAUGGCGAACUUGUACUUCCUGACGGCCUUCUUCUUCGUGCUGUUCUUUCUGAUGGCCACCCAGGAUAUAGCGGUCGAUGGCUGGGCGCUGACCAUGUUAUCCGAGGAGAACAAGGGACUUGCCUCCACCUGCAACAUCCUCGGACAGAACAUCGGCUACUGCGUUUCGCAGUUAUCCUUCCUGACGUUAAACAACAAAAACGUCUGCUUCUACAUUUUUAGGAAGUACAUACAGUGCAUGCACUCUAUGUUUAACCAGUCUAGCCACUACAGACAGUUGCACGAAAAUAUGGACGUAAUCUACCCAUCGUUUCAACCCUUCGUGGAUAUGAAUAUCUUUUUAAAAUUUUGGGGAGUAUUCAUUCUCGCGCUGACCAUCCUGACUUGUUUUAAAAAGGAAAUGAUGGACGAGAAUGGGAAGGAGAAGAGUGAUGGCGCGGUGGUGAACGCCCCCAGUAAAAAGAACCUCCAACCCAGUGGAGCAAACCACCACAAGGAAGGCUCAAACGAAUUCGCGAACUCCAAAGACACGUACAAAAACCUGUACCAACUGCUGUUCCUGCCGCCGAUGAAAAUAUUCAUUUUCAUAUUCCUCCUGAACCGCUUCCCAUUUGCCUCCGUGGAGGUGGGCACCAAUUUCAAAAUGCUCAAGAAGGGCAUCACCAAAGAAGAAUUCGCCAUCUUCAAUCCCUUUUUCAUUCCCAUAUCAAUCAUCUCAUCAGCCAUAAUAGGAAAAAUUACACAAAAUAUAAAACCCCUCAGUAUAUAUUACUACGGAUAUUUGCUCAGAUACUUUUCCAAUAUCAUUUUGUCCACCCUGCUACCCCUAACGGAGUAUAUCUAUUCGCGUAAAUCUGACCUUCCGCAGAUUUACUUUUAUUCCUACUACCUGUACAUUUUCGUGGCGCAGGUUUUUAACCACUUUUGCAUCGACCUCAUGACGGUCUCCUCGAUGAGCUUCCAGAACAUAAUUUCGGACCCCGAAAUUGGGGGGACCUACAUGACCUUUCUAAACACCGUUAACAACAUGGGAUCGCACUGGUCAACCAUAUUUCUCUGGCUGCUGGAUUAUACCGACCGAACGGUGUGCUACGGAGGGAAAUGCCUGCUGAUUGAUGGCUACUACACGCAAAUGGUGUUCUCCUUCAUCAUCGGGAUACUCAUAAACAAGUACAUCACAAGGUGCAUCACGAAGCUCCAGGUGGGUGUGACCAACAACUGA
Plasmodium vivax (malaria parasite P. vivax) is the source of this 1653-nucleotide messenger RNA. RefSeq names its product acetyl-CoA transporter, putative. Gene Ontology annotation, cellular component: membrane. The transcript has 8 exons. The coding region runs from base 1 to 1653 and encodes 550 amino acids. The record is from RefSeq and is a predicted model, not a curated record. Gene Ontology annotation, molecular function: acetyl-CoA transmembrane transporter activity. NCBI's taxonomy places the organism in Eukaryota, Apicomplexa, Aconoidasida, Haemosporida, Plasmodiidae.